Messenger RNA from Fusarium redolens, 783 nucleotides. RefSeq lists its product as uncharacterized. The record is from RefSeq and is a predicted model, not a curated record. Bases 1 to 783 code for a protein of 260 amino acids. The transcript has a single exon. NCBI's taxonomy places the organism in Eukaryota, Fungi, Ascomycota, Sordariomycetes, Hypocreales, Nectriaceae.
AUGGAUCGUCUUCCUCGCAGCAGUGCACGCGACGAGGAGUUGGCUCGUCUUGAAGCCCGUGACACUUUUCUUGAAACACAGGUAGCCCAGAUCCAAGCAGCCUUGUCAUUAGACACGGCCCUAUCAAAAGGGAAGAGAACUUUACCCCAAACGGCCACGCCAUUGGACGCAGCCCCGCCAAGAAAGAAGAGAGCCAACAGAUCGGAAACUCAACUACAGACCAGCAAGGCAUCUCUCUUGACCUGUCCCGUCGAAGCAAAAGAGAAAGGUCCGAAUUUCGAUCGGCGAUACAAUUCUGAAAGAGGCCCUGCACCAUGUACACGAGCAUUUUCAAUGUCUUACUUGCAGUAUACCCGUGAUGAUUUGGAUUUACGUGUAACUGAAUUCAAGCUGCGCCACAGAAAUGCCACUGAGUGUCCUGUGCAACAGCGCUGUAAGCACUGGCAUAUCGUAGAUGGAACUGAAUGGCAUGAAGAAGGGGAUAUUUAUCUACUGCUUUACUGUCUAGACAUCGAGUCAGCUACGCAGGGCGAUACCGGAUGCGAGGGGAUCCGAAUGUUCGAUGACGAAGAGCCUCUCACUAACCGGAUUACUCUUCAAUCUUGCCGUAUCUUCAAUGCUUUAAAGCCUGACUUUAGUGUCGUUGAGGAUGCAGGCUAUGUGGUCCUUCAGUUUCUUGUGCUUGAUUAUGGGAAGACGGAGGAGGAGGAUGAUUCUGAGUGGAAGUGGAUGGAUCAGUUUGGACGGCUACUGUCGAAAAUGGGAUGUAAACGACAAAGUUAG